Molecule: messenger RNA, 396 nt
Organism: Iphiclides podalirius (scarce swallowtail)
Lineage: Eukaryota; Metazoa; Arthropoda; Insecta; Lepidoptera; Papilionidae
Source: the annotation of a GenBank genome assembly
AUGGAAAAACUACGAGAACACAACACGGGCACAGCGCCCCCAGGGCCUGUUGCGCCGCACACGUCACUCACCGGGGACAAGGGCGAGCAGAGCCAGGGCCGCCAGUACGGGGGCCAUGGCGGCGACGCGCGGGCAUACCACACCCGCGCACGCUGCGCUACCACACCGGCGCGCUCAUGCGGCCUGCGACAACACGCCCGUCCCGAGCGGCGCCCGGAGCGGGACUGGGCGCGCCCGCCGCCUCACCCCCGGCUGCCGACCCCUCCGCGCCCCCUACUCCCCGCCCCUCCGCCACCCCGCCCGCCCUGCGCAGCCUUCAGAGGUCCCACUGGUAUCGACUUCAAGGCCGCCAGCCCUGCAGCGGCCCCGACCGGGCCCUGGGCCGAGGUGCCGAGC